This is a messenger RNA of Lolium perenne, 874 nucleotides long. RefSeq names its product 17.9 kDa class I heat shock protein-like. The record is from RefSeq and is a predicted model, not a curated record. NCBI's taxonomy places the organism in Eukaryota, Viridiplantae, Streptophyta, Magnoliopsida, Poales, Poaceae.
CCACCUCCCUGAUCGACAGAGAUCACCAAAGCAAGACUGAACAAAGCAACAUACCCAUCAAUCGAUCGCCCUUCCGCUUCCAGCAAGAAACACCAACCAAAUCCUCGACCAGCGGCGCUAAUCACCACCGACUCGACCGAUAAUGUCGCUGAUUCCCCGCGGCACCGGGUUCGAUCCCUUCUCCCUCGGCUUCUCGGACCCCUUCGACGGCUUCCCCUUCGGCAGCCUCGUCCCGCGCGCCUCCUCGUCCUCUGAGACGGCGGCCUUCGCGGGCGCGCGCAUCGACUGGAAGGAGACCCCCGAGGCGCAUGUGUUCAAGGCGGACGUGCCGGGGCUGAAGAAGGAGGAGGUCAAGGUGGAGGUGCAGGACGGCAACGUUCUCCAGAUCAGCGGCGAGCGCAGCAAGGAGCAGGAGGAGAAGACGGACACCUGGCACCGGGUCGAGCGCAGCAGCGGCAAGUUCAUGCGCAGGUUCAGGCUCCCCGAUAACGCCAAGGUGGAGCAGGUCAAGGCCGCCAUGGAGAACGGCGUGCUCACCGUCACGGUGCCCAAGGAGGAGGCCAAGAAGCCCGACGUCAAGUCCAUCCAAAUCUCCGGCUAGACGUUCGUGUGCGCGCGCCCCGCAUCAUGGAGAUGGCAUCAGUAGAGAGUAGGACAGAGUCUUCUUAGCAAAGUCGUCUGCUUAAUAAAUUUCGAGUCUGCAGUGUGAGUGUCUGUUAUCGACGGUAUGUCCUCAUUGUCCAGUGUAUGAUGGUCUAUCGUUCUGGGGUAGUGGCUCUUCUUGCUGUUGUGCCGGUGUUCUGUACUCGUAGCAGAAGCCCCAUGCUCUGUUAUCAACGUGCUUAGUGAAACUCAUGCUGUUUUUAUAGAACAA